AUGUUUAACGAAGGAGCUCCCGAGUUUGUUGUUGAUCAAAGCAUGUAUUACCCUGCUCCCACCAAUUAUGGUUUUUACUGUACAGGAUUUGAAUCACCCGGUGAAUGGGAGGACUACCCUAGGAUUUUUGGUGUAGAAGGUCCUGAUAUUCAGUACACGGGUGCGCAAGAUGAAAGUUUUCCAUAUGUAUAUUUCACACCUAGCUAUGGAUUUGCACAGUCUCCAUACAAUCCAUACAAUCCUUAUAUUCCAGGUGCUAUGAUGGGAGUUGAUGGGUCAUUUGGAGGAGCGCAACAGUAUUACUCCCUCCCCAGUUACCAAAACCCUGUUUCUGCGCCAGCUUAUGUUCCUCAUGUUCAAUCAGAACAUUUUCAUGACAGUUCUGUUGAUCCAUUGUUUGAUAACAGUGCUUCUGUCAAUAGACCUGAUGGAAGAGGUACCAUCCAUAAGUUCAGUUCAGCCUCUGCUGCUUUUACUAUGAACUCUUCAAAACCAUUAUCAAAUCAGACAAGUUCCUUAGUCUGGGAACCUGAGAGGCCAAGAGCUGAUGCUUUGGCAAAGAAAGAUUUGACAAAUGGAACUGGCCCUAACAGUGGUUUUCCUAAUGGAAGCGGCCCUAACAGUGGUUUUCCUAAUGGAAGCGGCCCUAACAGUGGUUUUCCUAAUGGAAGCGGCCAUAACAGUGGUUUUCCUAAUUUUGCUUCAUCACCCUAUCAUCAGGCUAGAAGUGCUGAUGUGUCGUUCCAGCCUAAAGAUACUUUUUCCAAUGGAAAUGUUUUGUCACAUCGUAAUCAAUUGAAUGUAGCUGCCCCGAUGAGUAAUGGGUUUUCUGACUAUGGAUUGAAUGCUACUGGACAGUCUGCAAUUGCUAAAUUUCGGCCCAAGGUUCAUGCUGCUAAAGUGCCGGGUGAUUUAAAUAGGGGCAGUGAUGUACUAUUGGGUGAGCUAAAUCGGGGCCCUAGAACUAGUAGGCCGAAACAUCAUAUGGCUAUCAAAGCCUAUACAACCAAGGCAGGAGAUGCCAACACUCGAGAGAACAUUAUUUAUACUGAUCAAUAUAACAGGGAGGACUUCCCUAUUGACAAUGAAAUUGCGAAGUUUUUUGUUAUAAAAUCAUACAGUGAGGAUGACGUUCACAAAAGCAUUAAAUAUAAUGUAUGGUCAUCGACACCUCAUGGAAACAAGAAACUUCAGAGUGCUUAUGAAGAUGCUAGGAGAAAAGCUAUUGGAAAAUCUGGAAGCUGUCCUAUCUUUCUUUUCUUUUCAGUUAAUGCCAGUGGUCAAUUUUGUGGAGUUGCUGAGAUGGUUGGUCCUGUUGACUUCGAUAAGGAUAUGGACUUCUGGCAGCAAGAUAAAUGGAGUGGGAGCUUUCCUGUAAAGUGGCACAUCAUAAAAGAUGUGCCAAAUACCAAUUUUAGGCACAUUGUACUAGAGAACAAUGAGUUCAAGCCUGUAACUAAUAGCAGAGACACACAAGAGAUAAUGUAUAGGAAGGGUCUGGAAGUUCUGAAGAUAUUCAAAAAUUAUACUUUGAAGACAUCUCUGCUUGAUGACUUUAUGUACUAUGAAAACCGACAGAAGGUCAUGCAGGAGGAGAAAGCUAAAUUUCUAAGCAAGAAUUUUGGAAGUUCGUUAUCAAUACCAGCGUCUGAGCCACCUCAAAAGCUGACUUAUGCUUUUGAAAUUCCUCCUGUCAGUGACGAGAAAAAUUCAAAGGCGGAUGAUCUCGAUAGCUUAAAACAUACUUCAAUUUCAAGUGUUGGAGCUACUGUUAAUAGCUCUUGUGCCACCAGCAAUGCUUCUGUGGAUGAAAAGGCUGAGACCGGUGAAGUUGUUAGCCAAGAUAUUUCUUCUGUCCUGAAGAUUGGUUCUGUCACUAUUACCCCCAAACAGGUACCAAUUGAUGUUGUCACAGUAGGCUCAAUGCAAGUUAAAGUUAAUGGAUUCUCCGAGUCUUCUGGUGUUUUAAAGGUUGGGAGUACCCCACUUGAUUCCAGAUCUUUACUGGCAGGCAAAGGAACCUCUGACAUCAACACUGGACCACAACCUUAA
Vicia faba (fava bean) is the source of this 2052-nucleotide messenger RNA. NCBI's taxonomy places the organism in Eukaryota, Viridiplantae, Streptophyta, Magnoliopsida, Fabales, Fabaceae. The record is from the annotation of a GenBank genome assembly.